Messenger RNA from Mytilinidion resinicola, 516 nucleotides. RefSeq lists its product as uncharacterized. Bases 1 to 402 code for a protein of 133 amino acids. The transcript is spliced from 2 exons. NCBI's taxonomy places the organism in Eukaryota, Fungi, Ascomycota, Dothideomycetes, Mytilinidiales, Mytilinidiaceae. The record is from RefSeq and is a predicted model, not a curated record.
AUGCUCAGGAGCAGGAAAUGGUGCGUGACACGGAACUUACUUUAUAGCAAAGCUAACGUCUUCGUCACAGGCGAAUAUCCUCAGCAGCCGCAGACUCAACAAGUUCCAAGCCAUUAUGGGGCGCCGCAGUUCCAACCAGAGGAUAUCCUAACAAACCACUACGAUAACAUGCCUGUACAGCCCUCCAACAUGCCGACCAACCACUCCAACAUCCUAACCAGCUACGACGACAACGUGUUUGAAUGGCCUUCCGGCAUGGCCAACCCCUCCGACAUGCUAACCAGCUACGACGACGACGUGUGUGAAUGGUCUUCCGGCAUGGCCAACCCGUCCAACAUUCCCCUCCGACAAACUGACCAGCCUCUCAUGGUAUCCACGCUACAAACCUCACGCCGUCGCUGAUAAAUGCUGGCUGCCCAGCGGCGCAGAAGAUAGCAUAGCCCAAAGAAAUACUUUUUCGAUCUGGGGAUUGUUGGUAUUGGGUUAUGUAGACGCUGUCCUUCGUGAUUCGAAUAG